CCCAAUUCUGAUUGGUGGAGGGAACCACACACAUUGGUUUGCUCAUGAUUAACAUCUGUUACUUCGCAUUCGGUCAAGGCUUUACGUGUUAUCCGUCGAAAGUUUUUGUUCAGGACUUACUGAAAACUCACAAUGGUAGAAAAACAAAGCUUACGUCUAAUUAUUUCUCUGGCGGUCGUACAGAUUGUGUUUUUGGUGAUUUUUGGAGUUAAGAUCGAAUAUCAUGAGACGGCUAAGCCUUUAGAUACAGUCUCCCCCUCCCCAGUGGGGAACGUCUAUCCAAUGUUUCAAGAUGUACACGUGAUGAUCUAUAUUGGCUUUGGGUUUUUGAUGACGUUUCUAAAGCGAUACGGGUACUCGUCGGUUAGCUUCAAUCUUCUGUUGGCGGCUUUCUCAGCUCAAUGGGCAAUCAUCAUCAGAUCCGCCAUCUCAGGCAACUGGCAGGUCGGAGUUAUGGAGAUGCUCACGGCGGAUUUCGCUGCUGCUACAAUUCUCAUAUCAUUUGGUGCUGUGUUGGGUAAAACUGGACCUCUUCAACUUCUUAUAAUGGCUACUAUAGAAGUAGUUCUGGCUCAAGUCAAUGAACACAUUGGUUACCAUAUACUGCAUACGGCAGAUGUCGGGGAGUCCAUGUUCAUUCAUGCUUUUGGCGCCUAUUUUGGUCUAGCAGUGGCACGUGUUCUGUAUAAUGAAGAUGUGGAAAAAUCAACCAAAGAGGGCGCUACGUAUCAUUCAGAUCUUUUCUCUAUGAUAGGUACUGUAUUUCUGUGGCUGUAUUGGCCGAGUUUUAAUGGAGGGGCUGUAGAAGGGGAUCAGCAGCACCGUGCAGUCAUCAACACCUACCUCUCUCUCCUCGCCUGUACCGUCACCACCUUCAUCAUCUCCUCUCUCGUGGACAAGCGCGGGAAAUUUGAAAUGGUUCACAUUCAGAACGCUACUCUGGCGGGGGGUGUAGCGGUGGGAACCUCUGCUCAUAUGCCUAUCCAGCCCUGGGGUGCCAUGCUGCUAGGCACAGUUGCUGGGGUCAUCUCUACGCUAGGAUACAAGUACUUAACACCUGCCCUUUCAUCGAAACUCAAAAUUCAUGACACUUGUGGAGUGAACAAUCUGCACGGAAUGCCGGGAAUAUUGGCGGCUAUAGGAGGAGCUGUAGCCGCCGCUCUGUCCAGCAAAGAUACCUGGGGCGACAGUCUGUAUUCUAUAUUUACUGCAAUGGAACCAACAAUGAAGAACACAACCAUUGGUACCAACACCACAAUGGUCAUGACGGGAGGACGGUCAGCUAUAGAGCAGGGGGGAUAUCAAAUGGCUGCACUCUGCGUGACCUUGAUUAUAGCUAUAGUGGGCGGGGUCAUUACAGGUUUCAUCCUUCGCAUCCCCUUCUUAGACAGUCCUAAAGCAGAACAGCUGUUUGACGACCAGAACCAAUGGAAUGUCGCCGAGGAGGGUUUCCCAGGUUCUGGUGAUCUCCCUCUGAAUGGAAAACCAAAUGAUGACACGAAGAUUCCCAUGUUAUGAAGAUGGAAAUCCUUGCCACCGAGAUUUACAUCCAAUCUGACUUAACGAUCAAGUUACCAGAAACAGCUAAUCAUUGUUUGGCUAGUCUUUUGUCUACAGCGGUCCAUAAUGUGUUCAAUAUUAUAGGCUAGGUCAGGCUUUUAAGGGGUGGGCGACUCAACAAAUUGUCAACAGUUAUAUAUGUAGAAACUUUAAUUUCCCAAAUUACCAUACAAGGUGCUGAAGUGUACAUUUUAUCCACAAUUCCUUUAACAUUCUUUAAAUUUUGUGAUUUAAAAAAAAUGCAGAUACUUGUUUAGCUUUCAUUUCUCUAAGUAUCAGCUAAAUCUAACAACUCUGAAUUAUUUAUAUGUAUACAGUAUACAGAAGUAUUGCUUCAAUGCUUGUAUAUUUGUAUAUCAACUAACAUGUAUUUUGUAUACCAAGCUUUCCCUAUAACUGUAUGGUAUAACUGUUACACAUUAACAAUGUAUACAUUACGUUAAAGGGUAUCUACACAACUGGCGCUAUUUUUAUAAAAUGUUUUUAUAUUGUACCUUUGUUUUAUAAAUGCAUUAUUUUACAAUACAAUAAAACUAUUUUUAUACAAAAAAA
This is a messenger RNA of Saccostrea echinata, 2112 nucleotides long. Its product is annotated as ammonium transporter Rh type A-like. The record is from RefSeq and is a predicted model, not a curated record. The transcript is spliced from 10 exons. Gene Ontology annotation, biological process: ammonium transmembrane transport; ammonium homeostasis. Lineage: Eukaryota; Metazoa; Mollusca; Bivalvia; Ostreida; Ostreidae. Gene Ontology annotation, molecular function: ammonium channel activity. Gene Ontology annotation, cellular component: plasma membrane. Bases 133 to 1518 code for a protein of 461 amino acids.